Sporothrix brasiliensis 5110 is the source of this 1977-nucleotide messenger RNA. Its product is annotated as signal recognition particle subunit SRP68. Lineage: Eukaryota; Fungi; Ascomycota; Sordariomycetes; Ophiostomatales; Ophiostomataceae. Gene Ontology annotation, molecular function: 7S RNA binding; endoplasmic reticulum signal sequence receptor activity; signal recognition particle binding. The transcript has 2 exons. Bases 1 to 1977 code for a protein of 658 amino acids. The record is from RefSeq and is a predicted model, not a curated record. Gene Ontology annotation, cellular component: signal recognition particle, endoplasmic reticulum targeting. Gene Ontology annotation, biological process: SRP-dependent cotranslational protein targeting to membrane.
AUGGAUAUCACACAGUUUGUCGUCUCGUCCAGAGACAAGGCCCUGCUGUACGGCGACUACAGCACCUACCGCACACAGCUGGCGCACCGUCUGCUGAAUAUCCGGAAAAAGCUGCGCGUGGCCACGCGGCAUCGGGGCAAAUACAACCACAAUGCGAACAACAUCACGGCCGAGCAGGUGGCUGCAGACGUGAGCUACGCACGACUCCAACUGCUCACGGCCGAGCGCGCCUUCGCCCAGGCCAUGGCCAUGAAGGCGGCCCAUGCCUCCAACAAAAAAGGCAUCACCGGCCACACCCGCUCGCACAUUGUCUCGCGUCUCGACAAGGCCGCCAAGUACGCCGCCGGCCUGUCGGAUCUGCUGCAGGACGAUGCCAGCGGCGCCAGCGACGUUGACCGUCUGGAGGCGCGUGCCUAUGCCGCCAUGCUCCGGGGCGCCGCCGCGUUCGAGAAGCAGGCCUGGGAGCUGUGCUUGGCCAACUACGCCGCCGUCUGGGCCAUCUACAGUGCCCUCUCAUCCGCCUCGCCCACGCGCGCCGACAUCUUCCGCGACCUGCUCGCCGAGACCAUUGAGCCGUCGCUGCGGUACGCCGCCUACCAGCUCAAGAUGCCGCGCUCCAAGCCCAUCCCCAUCGUCGCACGCGAGGCCCUCCUGUCUGCCACGAGCGUCGCCGCCACGCCGGAUACGUCGGCGCUCGUCGCCUCUGUCAACCAGAUCGACCCGGCCAUUUUGCAGCCCAAGACGGCCGCCACGGCCGACGGCAUCGAGAGCCUCGAGGCGGCUGCGCCAGGGACUGUGGGUGGCGUCGUGGCCUCGACGCGCACGCUGACGUGGCGGUCGCGCGAGGUCAAGAUCGAGGACGCCGCCAUUGCCUCGGCGUGGGCCGCGCUCGACCUGGCCAAGGCACGCCUCGAGGCGCAGCUGGUGGCCGGCGGCGCCCGCAUGGCCCCCAAGGACAAGGCGGCCGCCUACGACGACGUGCUGACCGUCAGCCAGGACGCCGUCGACGCCACCAAGGCCGCCAUCGACGACCUGCGCAACGAGGGCAUUCCCCAGAGCGACCCCAGUGUGCAGCUCCUGUACAUUGCGCGCACCGCCGCCAACUACGAGAUGAUCAGCGACCGCAUUGGCCGCAACCGUGUCCUGACGGGUCCGCACGACGGCGCCGUCGUGCAGUCGGCCCCCGUCGUCACAAGAAAGGCCAAGGGCAAGCCGGCUGUGGCGCGCCCCGAAGCCCCUGGUCGCCUGCUGGCGCGCCUCAAGGAGAAGCUUGUCCUCUACGACGGCACGCUCCAGAGCCUCGAGACCGUCAAGGAGCUGCCCGGCGUCGCCGCCGACGUGGAGCUGGCCGAGCAGCUCGACGCGACCGCCAAGUACUUUGUCGCCCUCAAGUCGCUCGCCGUUGCCCGCUCGCACGCGCUGGCCGGCCAUGCGGCCAACGCCCUGGCCCUCGUCAAGUACGCCCACGACCAGGCGGAUGCGGCGGCCCCGGUCCUCGCCAAGGCCGCCACCGGCGGUGCGCGCAAGGCGACGGGCAGCGGCCAGACACAGGACUCGCCGCUGCGCAGCAUCCACGUCUCGGCCGACGACGUCGCCUUCCUGCAGGCCCUGCUGCAGGCCGAGCUCCAGCGGACUCGUGCACUGGUCGACAUUGAGAAACAGCAGCCAGCGGCUGGCGCUGCGGCCAGCAAGGCCGGCGCGCUGGCCCUGUCCGAGACGCUCGGCGAAUACCCGCCGGGCGCCGUCGACCUCGACAACAUUGUGUCCUACCCGCCGCGGAUACAGGCCGUGCCCGUCAAGCCCAUUUUCCUCGACAUUGCAUGGAACUACAUUGACUACCCGAGCAAGGCCGGCAGUGGUGCUGCAGCGGCUGUCAAGAGCGAGAGCAGCCAGCAGGCGGCACCAACGGCCUCGGGCGCGCCGCCGCCCCAGCAGGAACAGCCGCAAAAGCGUGGCUGGUUCGGUUUCAAGAGAUAA